Molecule: messenger RNA, 1568 nt
Organism: Pseudovirgaria hyperparasitica
Lineage: Eukaryota; Fungi; Ascomycota; Dothideomycetes; Acrospermales; Acrospermaceae
Exons: 5
Coding region: 378-1568 (396 amino acids)
Source: RefSeq, a predicted model, not a curated record
GCUAAAAUAGCUAUAUAGAGAUCGUGGGUCUUCCUUCCGCCCCUUGCUUUGCUUCGCUUCGCUUGAACAGGAGUAAGUACCCGGUUCCGCGCGCGCGCCCCGGGUCGUUGGUGCUCUGAGCUGUUCUCUUCGAGCUGUCUGUCUCUCUGCUUCGUGCUUGGUCCUGAUCUGCUCCUGAUCUGCUUUGGCUCGUGUGGUAUUAGACGCAGGCCCGGAGGCAUAUCUCGUGGGCAGUUUCUGUAUUGCCUCAUUCUUUCUUUCUUUCUCUCUCGUUUCCCCUUCUCAGUUCUCUCCCCCUACCUCUCUUUCUUACCCUCUCUACUUUCCCCCCGCCUCACACAAGACAAGAGGAGCAAAACCAUGCACCAAACCCCCCCAUGGCGCCGCCGCACGAUAAUCCACCCGCUCCUCGCAGCGCCCUCGCUGAGGUCCUGACCUGGACUGUUGUGCUUAUUGCCUUUAUGGCUGUGACGGUCAAGUUGGCGCGGAAGAUGAUUCAUACGGGCCGGUUGCAGCGGGAUGAUGUUUUGAUUGGGGGGUCGAUGGCGUGUGCGAUUGUGUACUGCGUUGUGUUGCAUGCGCGGGUUGAGGAGAGUGCUGGGAUAGAUGGGGUGUGGGUGGGUGGUUAUGAGAAGGCAACAUACGCAAACGAGAUCCUCUACGCUGCAUGUCUGGGCCUCGCGCGCCUCAGCAUCCUCGAAUAUCUCCGCGUACGCACUCGUUUUUCGCGCCGCCGUCUCGUUACGCUCGUGCUUGUGUGCGCUAACUGCGCGUUUACGCUUGCGGCUGUUAUCGUGCUGGCUUUUCAGUGUGGACUUCCGCGGCCGUGGGAUAGGAGUGGGGGACGGUGUAUUGAUGUGGCCGGAUUCUGGAGCUUCUUUGCCGGCGCAGACGCCCUUCUCGAUGUAUGCGUCGCGGCUCUGCCGGUAUACCUCCUCCAUGACCUGCGUGUCCCGCUGGAUAAACGCAUCUUGACGCUCGCUGCGUUCGGGCUGCGUGCUCUCACCCUCCCCAGCAUAAUAACCCGCCUAAUCUACACCCUCCACGCACCCUCCCCACCCCCUUCCUUCCCCAGAGCACCCACAAUCGCCACCUCCCUCCAAAUCGCAACUUCCAUCCUCUCCACCUGCAUCCCCUUCACAAACCCCAUCCUCGCCACCCUGCACCAAUCCGGCCUCUUCGCCCCACCCCAGACCAACAUCCCAACACCCCCUGCUCCAAUCUCCACUAAAACAACCGACGAACAUUCCCCCUUCGACCCCCCUCCUCCACCCCGCGACGCCACACCCUCGCGCCUCAGCCGCAUGACGCUCAAGCCUCUAUCCGGGAUUAAGCCGUUGGUUGGCAUGGGUAUGAAGCCAGCGUAUCGGAGAUCAGGCAGUACGGCGUCGGAUCUGGUGCUGAUACAUAAGCGGACCUCGUUUACGAUUGAGUUUGAGCCGUUGGGGAGGGCUACGGAUGAGGGGGAUGCGGGGGAGGGGCUGGAGAUGGAGGCGCAGAUGAAGAUGAAGGAGGUGGGGUUGAGUUCCGGGGGAGGAGGGAAUUGUUGGGAUGCGGGGAGGGGGUAG